Messenger RNA from Struthio camelus australis, 2996 nucleotides. The record is from RefSeq and is a predicted model, not a curated record. NCBI's taxonomy places the organism in Eukaryota, Metazoa, Chordata, Aves, Struthioniformes, Struthionidae.
CUAUGACAGGGGUUCCACAUUCAACGUGUUCGUGGGAAAGGGCCAACUUAUUGCUGGGAUGGACAAAGCUCUGGUUGGCAUGUGUGUGAACGAGAGGCGCUUCGUGAAAAUUCCCCCCAAGCUCGCCUACGGAAGCGAAGGCGUCUCUGGUGUGAUACCCCCGAACGCUGUGCUCCAUUUUGAUGUGCUUCUCAUAGAUCUGUGGAAUUCAGAGGAUGAAGUGCAGAUUCAGACUUAUUUUAAACCCGAGACAUGUCCCCGGACAGUCCAGGUCUCUGACUUUGUACGAUACCAUUAUAAUGGAACGUUUUUAGAUGGGACCCUGUUUGAUUCCAGCCAUAAUCGUAUGCGAACUUAUGAUACCUAUGUUGGGAUUGGAUGGCUGAUUCCUGGUAUGGAUCAGGGUCUCUUGGGAAUGUGCGUAGGGGAGAAGCGCAUUAUCACAAUACCACCCUUCCUGGCAUAUGGAGAAGAAGGAGACGGUAAGGAGAUCCCCGGCCAAGCUUCUCUGGUCUUUGACGUGGUUUUACUAGAUCUCCAUAACCCUAAAGAUGGUAUUACUAUUGAGAACCAGCACAUACCUGAAACCUGUGAGCGGAGAAGCCAAACAGGAGACUUUCUGCGAUACCAUUACAAUGGCACACUUUUGGAUGGCACGUUGUUUGAUUCCAGCUAUUCGCGAAAUCGUACAUAUGACACCUAUGUUGGGAAAGGCUAUGUGAUUGCUGGGAUGGAUGAAGGUUUGCUAGGUGUAUGCGUUGGUGAAAAGAGACGAAUAAUAAUCCCUCCUCAUCUUGGAUAUGGAGAAGAAGGAAGAGGAAAGAUUCCAGGAUCUGCAGUGCUAGUCUUUGACAUCCAUGUGGUUGACUUCCACAACCCUUCAGAUUCGGUCAGCAUUACCGUUAACUAUAAACCUUCCAACUGCACUGUACUGAGCAAGAAGGGAGAUUACCUGAAGUAUCACUACAACGCUUCACUCCUAGAUGGUACUUUGCUGGACUCGACACUUAGUCUUGGCAAGACCUACAACAUAGUUCUAGGAUCUGGACAGGUGGUGGUGGGGAUGGACAUGGGCCUUCAAGAUAUGUGUGUUGGAGAGCGGCGGACAGUUGUUAUUCCACCUCAUCUUGGGUAUGGAGAAGAUGGAGUUGAAGGAGAAGUGCCUGGUAGUGCUGUCUUAGUUUUUGACAUUGAACUGCUGGAACUGGUGUCUGGAUUGCCUGAAGGGUACAUGUUUGUGUGGAACGGUGAAGUCUCUCCCAACCUCUUUGAAGAAAUAGACCAGAAUCACGAUGGAGAGGUUCUUUUGGAGGAGUUUUCAGAGUACAUUCAAACUCAAGUCGAUUCUGGCAAAGGAAAACUAGCUCCGGGUUUUGAUUUUGAAAAAAUUGUUAAGAAUAUGUUCACCAAUCAGGACCGGGAUGGAAAUGGUAAAGUUACAGCUGAAGAAUUCAAGCUGAAAGACCAAGAGGCCAAAGAGGAACAUGAUGAACUGUAAAGCUAAGAAAAGGCAGGGUAUUGAGUUGACCGGCUGUUAGAAUGCAUCUGUCCUGGAAGGGGUUUAAGCAAGCGUUUCUGAAAGGUUAACGCACAGACGGGGUGUAUGUACAUGUUCUGCGUGUGCUGGUGCAUAUAUGCUGGGUAGACUGUUAAAAUGGGAAGAGAUUUUAAUUUGGAAUUGCUAGGUAUAUUGCAAAAAAAAAAAAUGAGUGAGUGCCUCAAGAUGGGAUUUAUAAACUAAUAGAGUGUACUGCCAAACAUGGUUUUGUGAACCAUGUGGUUUAUUUUUAUAUUGAAGAUUGAAAGUCAUCACUGAACGAUGCACAGUCACUUGGAUGGAUGGUAAGGAGAAAACUUACAGGGUGCUCUUAAGAGAGUUUUAAAAGACCUUUGGUUUUUAAAAAUAUUUCUGCAGGAGAAUAAACCAGAAAAUAUUCCCCAUGAAAAUAACCUGUAAAAAUUGUGAGAGAUUGACCCCAGUUCCUUUUGGAAGGCAGGAACACUCUUUCCAGUAACUGGACCAACUCAUAAAUAUCUGCCAGCAGGAACUCUGAUUUGCAAAUUACAGAACAUGCAAAUGAUAGCUAUGCCAUUGGAAAAUUUUCAUAAGCUGUGAACUUAAAUUAAACAGGUCGAGAAUUGUAGUUGUGUAUGUGCUGGGCUUUUACUUUACAAAAUAAAAGCUUGCUACCAUCUGUAUCAUAUUUAAUUAGUACCUUUGAGUCUUCUUGCUGGCGUGUUGAAGCAGUGUUCAGAACAGUGAUUCCCAAACCCUUCUAGUUGCAAUCUUAUUUAUAGUUUUGUCAGACUCUAAAUAUUAGUACUAAGGGGUCCAAAUACUGUCAUAAAUACUGGAUGAAAUUGAUUUUACCUUGGGCUUCUGUCUCCUAUUUUGGGAAUUGUUAGACUAAGGAGUCAGUACUUAGAUCUUAUGCAGCAGAGCAGUCUGGCACGGUGAACAAACAAAAAGACAGUGAUAAAAUCAAGAAAUGGACCCAUCUGUUUGUGCCUGCAAAUGUUCUCGUGUAUCCCUCAAUACAAAAUUAGUCCUGGGAGUGCUGCUUAGAGUGUGUGAAUGCUUAGAGUGUGUGAAUGAUACAAUCCUCCAUUAGAUCUAUAAAUGUAACAAGCUGUUUAAUACAAAAUACACUAAAUAGGCACAUUUUUCUAGAAAACUGUAUGAUCCCCCCACAGUAUGCUACAUUUAAAGAGCAUGAAUACCUAUAGUGCAACACUGACAAAGACAAGUAGGAAGGGAGUUGUGUUUCCAUUAUAUGCUUUGUAUCUAGUUUCUUGCUUUCCUUGAUCUGUACAUGUGGGUUGUUAGCUCCCUGAGAUGCUCUUUUUGCAAACUGCUAUUUCAAUUGGGUGAAAACAUUUUGUAUUGAUUUUUAAUAUCAUUGUUAUAGAAAAUGAAAAAUGAAAAAUUUUUUGGUUUUGGGUUUUGAUAUGUUGGAUAACUGAUGUUUUUGUUACAUAAAAUGUUGAUCAACUAC